AACUGUGUCCCUGUCCCGCCCACUCACUCUGCUGCCUAUAACAUCCACUCUCAUUCUCAAGUCUCAACCCACUUAGCUUUUCUCUUUUCUUUUCUUUAAAGGUUUCAACAAGCAAACACACUCUUUUUAAUUUCCCCCCUCUUUCUUUAACUUCUUUUACUCUGUUUCUGAAUAGCGCAUUCCGAGAUAUUUUCGUUCUGUUAAGGAUGUUUUGUCUUAGUGUAUGGAUCUUGUCUUGAGCUGCAUUGCUUCUUCAAAUUUACGUAAAUUUCACUUCUUUUGUUUUCUAUUGGGUAAGGAGACUGAAAUUUUAUGCACCUGGGCUUUUUUUUUACCUCGGGAUUUCUCUGAAGAGUAUGGAAAUGAUGGGAUAGUUUUAUCCAUUUUUAUUGUGUUUUCGUCGGGAAUUGUUUGUUGGUGAUUGUUAUUGUAUUUGUGUUGGGGUUGAGUGAAUGUGUUCAUACACCUUUUCUCAUCGAUUAAACAUUUUUGUUAUUCACAGCAUUUUGUUUAUUCAACGAAUCAAGAAAAUCGUGACAGAAGAAAAGGGAAUAGAAAUAAGAAAAAGAUCUGGGUCAUACCUUGCAAUUUUUUUCUUCAUUUUGUUUUGACCAAGUCGGGAAAUGUCAUCAGGGUGAUACAAAUUCACAAUCUUUCUUAUUGUUUCCAAAACAAAAUCAAGAAUGUUACAAAAGAUUAAGUAUUUGACUGAAAGAUCAUGGUGAAACAAAUUCACAAUCUUUUACUGUUUUCGUUCUUAAGUACAGUUAUUGAUUGCCAUUAUCCAAAGAUUGUUAAUUUGGUGUUUGAAGAAUAGGUAUGAGCAAGAUUUUUAGUUGAAGCAAUUGGGUUGCUCUUCUCCAAGGCACACACAAUGGAUAAAGUAAAUAGAGUUUGUGCCAAAGAUGAAGAGCGUCCACUCCGAAUCACCAGAGCAAGAGCUAGAGCCUUGAGAGGGAUUACUCCCUACUCAAGACCCUCCUUAAAAAAUGAGCAGAAAAACGUGCUUCGAGCUAAUUCCAAAAGAGCAGCAAGUUCUGGAAACAAAACUUUUGCGGUUGUUCCUGCUGUUGUCCAGCAAAAGGGAAGGGCAGUGCUUUCAGAUAUAUCAAACAUGUGUGCAAAACCACAUGAUAAGUGUACUAAGGCAUCAAAAUUUCAGGCCAAAGGAGUUUGUACAAAGAAAAACACCAAGCUUGCAGCCUCAAGUGUUUCCACUGACGUUUCAUCCUCACAUGACGAUGUUAGAGCAAAGUUAGCUGAAGAAUUAUCCACAAUAAAGAUGGUUGAAUCAAAUGACACCUUAAGAGAAGGUGUAACAGCAGACACCUCACUUUCAAUGCAAAACUCUGUGAAAUCUGAUGAACUCCGGAACUCUCCAAACAAAGACAUAGAUAUAAUUUGUGAGAAGCUGGGAGCCUCAGACUCCCUGACUAUUGUGGACAUUGAUUCAGAGUUAAAGGAUCCUCAACUGUGGAGUUUUUAUGCCCCUGACAUAUACAGCAAUAUUCGAGUCACAGAGCUUCAAAGGAAACCAUUGACCAACUACAUGGACAAGUUGCAGAAAGAUAUUAAUCCAAGCAUGCGUGGAAUUCUGGUUGAUUGGCUUGUGGAGGUUUCUGAGGAAUACAAGUUGGUUCCAGACACUCUUUACCUGACCGUGAACCUCAUUGAUCGGUAUCUCUCAACAAGACUCAUUCAGAAGCAAAAGCUCCAGUUGCUCGGUGUUACUUGCAUGUUGAUUGCAUCAAAAUAUGAAGAGAUGUGUGCACCUCGAGUGGAGGAAUUUUGCUUCAUCACAGAUAAUACAUACACAAAAGAAGAGGUAUUGAAAAUGGAGAGAGAAGUACUGAAUCUUGUGCAUUUUCAGUUAUCUGUCCCCACAAUCAAAACUUUUCUCAGGAGAUUCAUCCAAGCAGCACAAUCUUCUUACAAGGCUCCUUAUGUUGAACUGGAAUUCCUGGCAAAUUAUUUAGCAGAGCUUGCUCUUGUUGAAUGCAGCUUCUUCCAGUUUCUACCUUCCCUUAUAGCUGCAUCUGCUGUGUUCCUUGCCAAAUGGACCCUGAAUGAGUCAGAACAUCCAUGGAAUCCAACUCUGGAGCACUAUACAAAAUACAAAGCUUCAGACCUCAAAACUGUUGUUCUUGCACUGCAAGAUCUGCAACUUAAUACCAAAGGAUGCUUCCUGAAUGCUGUCCGCGAGAAGUAUAAGCAACAGAAGUUCAAUUGUGUGGCAAACUUGUCUCCAAAAUCGGUGCAGUCACUCUUCCAGAACCAAGUGUAAAUGUUUUUGGCUGUUCCCUUAAAGACUUUAGAAUUUCUGGCACAGUGAUGGUUGAAACCAUCAUCAGUUACAUAUUUUACCAUUCUUUUUUAUCAUCAAUCCCCCACUUAGUGUCUGUUCCGUAAUUGUAACAUGUAAGAUGAUCUCAAAUUCUGGUUCUUCCAGGUCUCUUUGUUUUGCAAAGGGAAAACUGUUGCGGGAUGAUACAGUUCAAAGAGUGAGUUGAUGUACUAACACCAAUUAGAGACUCAUUUUAAGGUUCUCAUUAAGCAACAAAGUCGUAUAGUUCCUUUCAACAUUUUGUACCGAAACAUUUGUAUGUAAUUCAAAUUACAUUACCUACAAUUUAUUUUUCAUUUCUA
Molecule: messenger RNA, 2646 nt
Organism: Glycine soja
Lineage: Eukaryota; Viridiplantae; Streptophyta; Magnoliopsida; Fabales; Fabaceae
Product: cyclin-A2-2-like
Exons: 11
Coding region: 875-2284 (469 amino acids)
Biological process (GO): mitotic cell cycle phase transition; regulation of cyclin-dependent protein serine/threonine kinase activity
Cellular component (GO): cytoplasm; nucleus; cyclin-dependent protein kinase holoenzyme complex
Molecular function (GO): cyclin-dependent protein serine/threonine kinase regulator activity
Source: RefSeq, a predicted model, not a curated record